Oryza sativa Japonica Group (Japanese rice) is the source of this 1423-nucleotide messenger RNA. Its product is annotated as 4-hydroxy-3-methylbut-2-enyl diphosphate reductase, chloroplastic-like. Gene Ontology annotation, biological process: isopentenyl diphosphate biosynthetic process, methylerythritol phosphate pathway; response to auxin; dimethylallyl diphosphate biosynthetic process. Gene Ontology annotation, molecular function: 4-hydroxy-3-methylbut-2-enyl diphosphate reductase activity; metal ion binding. The record is from RefSeq and is a predicted model, not a curated record. NCBI's taxonomy places the organism in Eukaryota, Viridiplantae, Streptophyta, Magnoliopsida, Poales, Poaceae.
CGAUGCAUAUUGCGUGAAGGCGAGCUGAUCAGCGAGAUGGAGAGGAACGGGGGAGAGUACGUGACCAUGGACGGGUUGGUGAGGCUGAUCCUGGCCGAGGCGCACGGCUUCUGCCUCGGCGUCGACAACGCCGUGCGCCUCGCGUACGACGCGCGCGUCAAGUUUCCCGACCGGCGGCUGUGGCUCACUAACCAGAUCAUCCACAACCCAACCGUCAGCGAGAGAUUGGAUGAGAUGGGAAUCAAAAUCAUCCCGGUUGUUUCCGGUGUAAAAGAUUUGAGUGUUGUUGAAGAUGGCGAUGUGGUCAUUUUUCCAGCGUUUGGAUUUACAGUGGAUGAGAUGGUCACGCUAAACAGGAAGAACGUGCACAUAGUUGACACAACCUGCCCUUUGGUCCUAAAGGUUGUGCACAUGACAGAAAGGCAUAUAAAGGGUAACUACACUACGAUUAUCCAUGGAAAAUAUGCCCACGAAGAGACUGUUGCAACCGCCUCUUUUGCAGACAAGUACAUCAUUGUGAAGGACAUAACUGAGGCAAAGUAUGUGUGUGAUUACAUUCUUGAAGGCCAACUUGAUGGGUCCAGCUCAACAAAAGAGAAGUUCCUUAAGAAAUUCAGAUAUGCUGUCUCUCCAGGAUUUGACCCUGAUAUUGACUUGGAGAGAGUAGGCGUUGUGAAUCAAACAACAAUGCUUAAAGGAGAAACUAAAGAAAUUGGAAUACUCAUUGAGCAGACAAUGAUGAGUAAGUAUGGUCUUGAUCAGAACAACAAGCAAGAACAUUUCGUCAGAGUCGGCACCAUUUGCAAUGCUACUCAGGAAAGGCAGGAUGCGAUGUACAAAUUGGUAGAGAAGGAAGUUGACCUCAUACUUGUCGUCGGAGGAUGGAACUCCAGUAACACCUCCCAUUUGCAAGAAAUUGGAGAACUCAGUGGCAUUCCUUCCUACUGGGUCGAUGGUGAGCAGAGGAUUGGGCCAGGGAACAAGAUCAGCUACAAACAAAAGAAUGGUGAACUUGUUGAGAAAGACAAAUGGUUACCCCAUGGAGCAAUCACAAUUGGAGUCACCUCUGGAGCCUCUACUCCAGACAAGGUCGUUGAGGAUGUGCUGCAGAAGGUGUUUGAGAUAAAGCGUCAGGAGCUUGGUGAAGCGACAGAGCAAUAGAUGAGAUCAUGAGACACUGUUGCAGGCGCACAGAGAUGAGCAAGCACAAGGAGACAUGAGAUGCUAGUAUGGUCAGAUAAAGAUACAGAAGAAAUAAGAUCGGCUGAUUGAGAAUUUGAGACUUGAGUUCAUAGCAUGAACUAUUUGUGCAUAUUUGGUGAUCUGGGAAGGCAUACUGAUAACUUUGAGUUGCAGCCUUGCAGGGCGAAUGUAAAAUACUAUUCCCUCCAUCGUAUAAUAUACUACCUCCGUCCUAAAAUAA